AUGCUCGGGCCUCGGCUGCUCUUGCUGCUGUCCUGCGCAGGACCGCUGCUUGUCACUGGUCUGCACACUACCUCCUUCACCAGCCCAGGAUCCCGGGAUCCAACGGACUCUCUACAGACAGCCCCUGGCAAGGGCCAGUGCUCCACCUGGGGAACCAGCCACUUCUCCACCUUUGAUGGCCGUGCGUACGAGUUCUCUGGAACAUGCAACUAUGUGCUGGCGGCCACCUGCAGGGAGGCCUCGCCCACCUUCAGUGUCCAGCUGCGGCGAGGGGUGCGCGGGAGCGUCUCCCGCAUCAUUGUGGAGCUGGGGGCCACCGCCGUCACAGUGAGCAAGGGCUCCAUCUCUGUCAAGGAUGUCGGCGUGGUCAGCCUGCCCUACACCCGCAAUGGACUCCAGAUCACACCACAUGGCCACAGCGUGCAGCUGGUGGCCAAGCAGCUGGAGCUGGAGCUGGUGGUCACAUGGGGCCCAGACAGCCACCUCAUGGUCCUGGUGGAGAGGAAGUACAUGGGCCAGAUGUGCGGGCUGUGCGGGAACUUCGACGGGAAGGCCGACAACGAGUUUCUGAGCGAGGACGGCAAACUCCUGGAACCCCACAAGUAUGCCAUACUCCAGAAACUGGAUGACCCCAAUGAGAUCUGCUCCCACGAAGCCAUCCCAAGAGUCUUCAUCCCGCAGAACGCACAUGCCAGAAUCUGUGCCCAGCUGCUAGACCUGGUGUCCCCUGAGUGCAAUGUGCCCAAGGAGCCACUGUUGCUGAGCUGCCAGGCAGACAUGGCUGAGUGCGACUGGCCAGGCCAGCGGAACUGCAGCUGUGCCACACUGUCCGAGUACUCCCGCCGGUGCCGCAUGGCGGGCCAGCCGGUCAGCCGCUGGCGAAGUCCCGGCUUCUGCUCCCUGGGCCAGUGCCCAGCCAACCAGAUAUACCAAGAGUGUGGCACGCCCUGCAUUGGAACCUGCUCCAACCCACAGCACAGCUGCUCUAGCACCUGCACCUCUGGCUGCUUCUGCCCCGACGGUAUGGUGCUGAAUGAUCUCACCACAAACCACACCUGCGUGCCCAUCAGCCAGUGUCCCUGCAUGCUCGGAGGGGCGCUCUACCAACCAGGACAGGCCACCAGGGCUGCCUGCCGCACCUGCCAGUGUUCCAUGGGGCGCUGGGCAUGCACGGAGAAGCCUUGCCCUGGCCACUGCGCCCUGGAAGGCGGCUCCUUCGUCACCACGUUCGACGCCAGGCCCUACCGCUUCCACGGAACCUGCACCUACAUUCUUCUCCAGAGCCCCUGGCUUCCCGAUGAGGGAACUCUCAUGGCUGUGUACGACAAGUCGGGCUAUUCGCACUCAGAGACCUCCCUGGUGGCCGUCGUCUACCUGUCCAGGAAGGACAAAAUCAUGAUCUCUGAGGAUGAAACCAUCACAAACCAUGGAGACACCAAGUGGUUGCCAUACAAGACUCACAACAUCACCAUCUUCAGACAGACCUCCACCCACCUCCAGAUGGCCACCAGCUUCGGGCUGGAGCUGGUGAUCCAGAUGCAGCCGGUCUUCCAGGUGUACAUCACCGUCAGUCCCCAAUUCAGAGGCCAAACCAGAGGCCUCUGCGGCAACUUCAACGGGGACACGACCGACGACUUCACCACCAGCGCGGGCCUGGGUGAAGGCACGGCCUCUCUCUUCGUGGACUCCUGGCGAGCAGGGAACUGUCCGACCGCCCUGGAGCGCGAGACGGACCCCUGUUCCAUGAGCCAGCUCAACAAGGUGUGUGCGGAGACCCACUGCUCCAUGCUGCUGAGGAAGGGGAGCGUGUUCGAGAAGUGCCACACAGCGGUGAACCCCCAGCCCUUCUAUAAGAGGUGCGUGUACCAGGCUUGCAACUACGAGGAAACCUUUCCGCACAUCUGCGCCGCCCUGGGGGCCUACGCCCAGGCCUGCUCCUCCCGAGGGGUCCUGCUCUGGGGCUGGAGAAGCAGCGUGGACAACUGCACUGUCCCUUGUUCCGGGAACCGCACCUUCAGCUACAACAGCACGGCGUGUGACCGUACCUGCUUGUCUCUGUCGGACCGCACGGCAGAGUGCCACUCCAGCUCCGUGCCGGUGGAUGGCUGUAACUGCCCCGAGGGCACCUACCUGAACCACAAGGCUGAGUGUGUCCGCAAGGCCCAGUGCCCCUGCCUGCUGGACGGCUCCAAGUUUGUCCUGGCUGACCAGUCCACCAUCAUCAAUGGGGCCAUCUGCUACUGCACCAACGGACGGCUGAGCUGUCCACGGCAGCAGGAGAUGUUCUUGGCAUCCUGCAUGGCCCCCAAGACAUUCCAGUCCUGCAGCCAGUCCUCAGAGGACAAGUUUGGAGCCGCCUGUGCCCCCACGUGUCAGAUGCUGGCCACGGGCAGCACAUGUGUGCCAACCAAGUGCGAACCCGGCUGCGUCUGCGCCAAGGGGCUCUAUGAGAACCCCCAGGGGCAGUGCGUACCCCCGGAAGAGUGCCCGUGUGAGUACGCAGGGACCUCCUACCCCGGGGGAGCCGAGCUCCACACGGACUGCAAGACCUGCACCUGCUCACAGGGGAAGUGGACCUGUCAGCAAAACGCCCACUGCUCGGCCACCUGCGUCCUCUACGGCGAGGGUCACAUGAUCACUUUUGAUGGACAGCGAUUCGUGUUUGAUGGCAACUGCGAGUACAUCCUGACCACAGAUGGCUGUGGUGCCAACAGCUCACAGCCCACCCUCAAGAUCCUGACAGAGAACGUCAUCUGUGGGAACUCAGGCGUCACCUGCUCUCGGGCCAUCAAGAUCUCCGUGGGCGGCCUGUCCAUCACCAUGGCAGACAGGAAUUUCACGGUCAGCGGACGGGAGCCCGCCGUGCACUUCCAGGUGAAGCCCAGCAACCUGAACCUCAUUCUGGACCUGGGGAUGCCUGGGAGGUUCAACCUGACCCUCAUCUGGAACAAGCACAUGAGCGUCUCCAUCAAGAUGUAUCGCAUCUCCCAGGACCCGCUCUGUGGCUUGUGUGGCAACUACAACGGAAACAUGAAGGACGACUUUGAGACGCGCACCCAGUACGUGGCACCCAGCGAGCUGGAGUUCGUGAACUCGUGGAAGGAGAAUCCGCUGUGCGGGGACGCCAGCUACGUGGUGGACCCUUGCAGCAUCAACACCUUCCGCCGCUCCUGGGCAGAACGCAAGUGCAGCAUCAUCAACAGCCAGAGCUUUGCUGCCUGCCACAGCAAGGUGUACCACCUGCCCUACUAUGAGGCCUGUGUGCGGGACACGUGCGGGUGUGACACGGGGGGCGACUGCGAGUGUCUGUGCGAUGCGGUGGCCGCCUACGCCAAGGCCUGCCUGGACAAGGGCGUGUGCGUGGACUGGAGGACCCCGAGCUUCUGCCCCAUCUACUGCGACUUCUACAACACGCACAAGCACGUCGGCAAUGAGUACCAGUACACACCGACAGCCAACUGCACGUGGCACUACCAGCCCUGCCUGUGCCCCGGCCGUCUGGAGAGCUUCCCGGACACCAACGUCGAAGGCUGCUAUAACUGCUCCCAGGACGAGUACUUCAACCACCAGGAGGGGAUCUGUGUGCCGUGCACGCUGCUGCCCACCACACCACCAACCACCUCAGGCCCACAGCCCACGGAGGUCCUGCCCACCACCCCCGGGGUCAGCUCGGGCCCCCCAGCUCUGCCCACAGGCCCCGUGCAGACCGCAAGCCCGGCCACCGCACCCUCCACUCCACCCUCCUCCCCUUCCUCCCCGGAGGGAGGGACAACUGUGACCACACCCAGGAAAUCCACCGUGUCCUCUGGAGCCACUACGGCUCAGGAGCAAGGACCAAGCACAGGGACGGGGUACACCAGACCACCGCCGUCCGAUCAGAUCAUCCUCACCACCCAGCAGCACGGCACGGAGUCCACAACACCCCACACCUGGUCCACCCUCACCUCCCACAACUCACAGCCCUCAUCAGCCCUGGCUGCCUCCACCCAGGCCCCCCAAGGAACGUCGCCACACCCCACCACCACCCCCCAAACACCGUCCGGCCCCCAAACCCCCUUGCCCUCUCUGUUCCCCAGCUCGACCUCCGCCUCCACUCCUAGUUCACAUGAAGCCACCAUCACAACCAGUGCACACCUGGGCCCUUCAGCCUCUACCGCCCAAACCACAGCAGUCCUGCCCAUUACCACAGUGAAGACCACAGGACCCACACUCACAGCUCAGACCCAGGCCUCGGGCACCACCGCUACCACCCAGUCCCACAGCUCACUCACCCCCAAGACCACCUCGGCCCACCUCCUGUCCCAGCCUUCCACCCUGCAUCACCCCACAUCCACGGAGAGCCCCACCACUAGAGCAACAGGAAGGCCACCAGCCAACACCGGCUCUGCCUCACCCAGCACACACUCCCCAUCCACCACGUCUGUCUCCACCACAGCACACUCCACAGGUCCCCCAACAGCAACUCCCCUGCAGACCACCAGCACCCUCUACACCCCUUCCACACCCCAGACCUCUCUGACCUCUCUGCUCCCAACAUCCUCCUCCUCCUCCUCGUUCUCCUCCUCCGGGCCUCCAAGCUCCCACAGGACUAUCCCCCCCAGUGUUUCCCCCGCGGUCUCCGGCAUCUCUUCGUCAGGGUCCACUGACACCCUCCUUCCCGCCAGCCCCGUGUCGGGCACAGGGCCAGCACCCACAACUCCGCCUCUGACUCCCAGCACGGCGGCUCCCUCCGCGCCCCACAGCUCACUCAGCACAGACAGAACUUCUACGCCCACCCGGGGCCCCCUGUCUUCUCCUGGCAGCCCUGCGCUCAGCCCUCCGCCCUCUUCCCUGACUACUCUGCACCCACACCCGAGCCUGGCCACCUCUCCUCCUCCCGCGAGCUUUCCUCCUUCAUCCACGGUUUGGCCCAGGACAUCACUCUCUCUUCCCACCCCUACGGUCCCGACCACGCUCCUUGCUUCCUCCACCGCCCCGCCCGCUUCUUCCCCCCCUCCCACCUCUCAGUACGCUCCCACCCCCUCCUCCGUGCCCCCCUCCCCGUCUGUUACCCGGCCCACCGCGCUACCGCCCUCUUCCUCUCCUACGGCAGCCUCCACUGCGCUCAACACCCCCCUCUUGCCUCUGGCCUCUUCGCCUUCCCCCCCUCAGCUGCACGCCUCGCCCACCACCCACGCGCCUCCCGCCUCCACUCCCGACCUGCUCACUAGUGCCAGCGCUCUGUCUACAUGGAGGACCACACUCCACAUUCCCACAUCCUCUGCCUCUGCCUCUCAAUCCACCACCGCCCAGGUGACCUCUCUCACCACCCACACCCCCUCCGCGGGCCCCCUGCCGUCCACCCUGGCCACGAUCACCUACCCAGGCGCCACAGUCACCAACCUGACGACCAGGCCCCCUGGGGCCACCCAACUGCCUACCUCUAUGUUCCCGGCCGGCUCAAGCCCUCCCACUGGAAGUCCUUCCGCAUCUACCCCGAAGCCUCCAGCCCCUACCAGCCCCUGGGGCUCCUCAGCCAUGACCUCUCCACCCAGGCCAUCUGGGCCCUGUGGCCUGUUGGAGCAGGAGCGGCAGAUCACCUACCAGGGGUGCGAGGUGAACGUGACCCUGACUCACUGCGAGGGCCUGUGCUCCUCUUCGGUCAGCUUCAACACCGACACGCUGCAGGUGGACACCCACUGCAGCUGCUGCUACCCGCUCGGCACCCAUGAGAAGCAGCUCCUGCUGCCCUGCCCAGACCCCAGCGCACCAGGCCGGCAGCUCACACUCACCCUACAGGUGUUCAGCGGCUGUGCGUGCCGCCCGUGGAACUGCAGAGACUAA
Messenger RNA from Dipodomys ordii (Ord's kangaroo rat), 5823 nucleotides. It is a transcript of the gene Muc6, whose product is annotated as mucin 6, oligomeric mucus/gel-forming. NCBI's taxonomy places the organism in Eukaryota, Metazoa, Chordata, Mammalia, Rodentia, Heteromyidae. Gene Ontology annotation, molecular function: protein binding. The transcript is spliced from 32 exons. Bases 1 to 5823 code for a protein of 1940 amino acids. The record is from RefSeq and is a predicted model, not a curated record. Gene Ontology annotation, cellular component: extracellular matrix.